Glycine soja is the source of this 1470-nucleotide messenger RNA. Its product is annotated as cycloeucalenol cycloisomerase-like. The transcript has 8 exons. Gene Ontology annotation, molecular function: cycloeucalenol cycloisomerase activity. NCBI's taxonomy places the organism in Eukaryota, Viridiplantae, Streptophyta, Magnoliopsida, Fabales, Fabaceae. Bases 195 to 1052 code for a protein of 285 amino acids. The record is from RefSeq and is a predicted model, not a curated record.
UUCUGCAGCUGGCACCCUCACUCAGUGAGUACCCACUGUCCCAUCCCACCCAAGCUUGAUAUCUAACCAAUUACCAUCAUCAGAGCCAUCCACUGAAUGGUGACCUGCGUAAAAGUGUGAGUUGAUUGAGAGGCAAUCAUUUAUUCAACUUCGCAUUUCUCUCGCAUCCACUGAACCAAGAUUCCUAUUCCAAAAUGACCGCUCCUACUUCUUCCAGCCUGUGGCUGGCUCCAAACCCCAGCAAAAGAUGGGGCGAACUCUUCUUCCUUCUCUACACCCCCUUCUGGCUCACCCUUUGUCUCGGCAUUGUUAUUCCCUUCAAUCUUUACGAGAAAUUCACAGAGCUGGAGUAUUUGCUCAUCGGAUUGGUCUCGGCUGUUCCUGCUUUCGUCGUUCCAUUGCUGCUCGUUGGAAAGGUUGACAGAAGCAUUUCUUGGAAGGAUCGUUAUUGGGUCAAGGCCAGUCUCUGGAUAAUAAUCUUCAGUUAUGUUGGGAAUUAUUUCUGGACACAUUACUUUUUUACAGUUCUUGGUGCAUCUUAUACCUUUCCAUCAUGGAAAAUGAACAAUGUACCACACACAACAUUCCUGCUCACUCAUGUUUGCUUCCUGUUUUACCAUGUUUCAUCGAACAUGACACUGCGUCGAUUGCGGCAUUUUAUUGCUGAUUUGCCAGAAAAACUUAAAUGGGCUACUGAAGCUGCAUGGAUUCUUGCUCUUGCUUAUUUUAUCGCAUACCUGGAGACACUGGCUAUUUCCAAUUUCCCUUAUUAUCAAUUCGUGGAUCGCGACUCUAUGUAUAAAGUUGGAUCUUUGUUUUAUGCCAUCUACUUUAUUGUGAGCUUCCCAAUGUUUUUAAGGAUAGAUGAGAAACCUGGCGAUAAAUGGGACUUGCCUAGAGUGGCUGUUGAUGCUUUGGGAGCUGCAAUGCUGGUCACAAUAAUACUUGAUUUGUGGCGCAUCUUUCUGGGACCUAUUGUUCCGAUAGCAGACACAAAACAGUGUCCUCAAGUAGGAUUACCCUGGUUUACAGGACAUGCCAAUCUCACAUGAGAGGUAUGUGACGAAUUGUGGUUUUCAUUACACACCAAUGCAAUCUAAACAUGCAGAUUGUUAUGUGGAGAAUCUGCAGAAGAACCCAAACUUGGACAAUCUUUGUACUAGUGCUGACACUACCAAAUUCCUGAUAAGAUCAAUAGUGUUUGUAGUGCUUUCAUGUUGCCUUAGGCUGUAGACAAGGCAGGUGACUUGAUAGUGUUUAUUGAGAUUAAUGACAACCGAGUUCCUUUGUCCCUAUCCUUUUUUUUAGUAGUAGUAGUAGUGUCAUGUACUCAAGUUUGUUAUUUUUAUUUUAUUUUAAAGUUGGUUGGAAUAUAUAAGAUUGGGUGUUGCUAUGUUCGGUAUAAAUGUGAUCUUGCAGGAUAUACUGUAUUCAUUGCGGGUAUGGAGAUUCAUGUCAUUGAAAAAGAUA